Clonostachys rhizophaga is the source of this 1206-nucleotide messenger RNA. The record is from the annotation of a GenBank genome assembly. Lineage: Eukaryota; Fungi; Ascomycota; Sordariomycetes; Hypocreales; Bionectriaceae.
AUGGCUUCUACAGACGACGACCCAGAUGGACAUGGCGGUGAUGCCGCCAAAACUAGCAGGGAGACUUCUACCCCUGAUGCUCCUGAGCUGUUGACUCAUUUCCAUCUAUUCCCUCAAUUACCAACCGAGCUCCGUUGCAGGAUCUGGAAGAUGGCCAUCUGCACAGAUAAGACACCAAAGAUUCAUUAUUACUCGCUAUACAAUGAUGACUACGGAUACCGGCAGAGCCGCCUUCCGGAGCUGAUCGAUAUGUACAUGAAGCCGGGACCGGAAGACUGGGUAUUUAGGCCCGUCACCCCUCAUCCACUACAAUACAAGCCGCAACAGUGUGAUUGGGCCGAUGAUAAUCGUUUCCUAAGUUACUGGAAUGCUGGCCUACGGACUGCGUGUUGGGAGUCCCGAACAAUUCUCGUGCGUUACUACGGCCCCAGGCCAAGAAGACAGGAUCCCUUCGCCUUCGUCAACAAGCGCCCGUAUAAGAGGAAGAAGAAAAAGAAGAAGAAGUCUUCCUCAACCACAAGUCCUGGGAAGAUCGUCACUAUACGCGAAAACAAGGAAAUCAUCCACCUCGACUUCUCUAAGCGCGAUAUUGUAUGUUUCCGAUUCCCACCCGAUGAAAUGGCUCGCUGCGUCUUCCUUAAGUGGGAGGAACUACUUACCCGGCUUCCAUUCUAUCAUCUUCCGCAGAAUUCAGACAUCAACCUCGCUUUCGAAUUCGAACAUAGCUGGAACGAGGGCCUAGGAAUAACAAAGGCUGGUGUUCGCAGAAAUCUUGCAGAGGCUUCGGCAAGAGGUCUGGUCUUGAGAGCCUUCUGGGCAUGGAAGGUGGGAGCCAUUCCACGAUGGACUCGGCUGUACCUGAUUGAUCGAGCAGAGCCACUCCCACCCAAAUAUCAGAUUGGGAGAAACUACGAUUUGCGGUACGUGCCCAGCUUGAAGUAUCACAGGGAAUUCCCGUGCCAGCGCCGGGAAAGCCGUGUAUUCAUUGAUGGAGAGGACAAAUAUGUGGAAAGCUACUCGUGGGAUCGCGAUGGACAGAAUUGUUACAAUCGCCAUACGGAAUCUGUGCCUGUAGCCACGUUCAUGCGGACGGUGGACCGGUAUCACCGCCCAUCGCCAGAUGAUCUGUGCGGUCGUGAGGAUCUUCCCUUCUAUGGUGAGAUCUUCUUCAGGGUGUUACGACCGAUACCCAGGACAGAAGACUAG